AUGGGCAACGUCUGUGUGAGGCUCCGGGAGUACAUGGAGCCCUGUCUUCCCGGCUUGUCCCAGGAGGCAGACAAGCCGGUGGUGAUUGAGAAUCCAGGGGCCCGUUCCUCCCCUGACACUCCCCGGUCACAGAGGCAGGAGCCGGAGAGAAGCCAGGGCCGCUACUUUGUGGCUCUGUUCGAUUAUCAGGCUCGAACCGCAGAGGACCUGAGUUUCCGUGCGGGCGACAAACUCCAAGUCCUGGACACUUCCCAUGAGGGCUGGUGGUUUGCCAGACGUUUGGAGAAAAGGGGAGAUGGCUCCGGGCAGCAACUGCAGGGCUAUAUUCCUUCUAACUAUGUGGCCGAGGACAGGAGCCUACAGGCAGAGCCGUGGUUCUUUGGAGCAAUAAAAAGAGCAGAUGCAGAAAGACAGCUCCUAUAUUCAGAAAAUCAGACGGGUGCCUUCCUAAUCAGAGAAAGUGAAAGCCAGAAAGGAACUUUCUCCCUUUCAG
This is a messenger RNA of Galeopterus variegatus (Sunda flying lemur), 493 nucleotides long. RefSeq names its product fyn-related Src family tyrosine kinase (gene FRK). The record is from RefSeq and is a predicted model, not a curated record. Lineage: Eukaryota; Metazoa; Chordata; Mammalia; Dermoptera; Cynocephalidae. The transcript is spliced from 2 exons. Gene Ontology annotation, molecular function: protein binding. The annotation marks the transcript as partial.